Abrus precatorius (Indian licorice) is the source of this 549-nucleotide messenger RNA. Its product is annotated as nudix hydrolase 17, mitochondrial-like. Gene Ontology annotation, molecular function: pyrophosphatase activity. The transcript is spliced from 5 exons. The record is from RefSeq and is a predicted model, not a curated record. Lineage: Eukaryota; Viridiplantae; Streptophyta; Magnoliopsida; Fabales; Fabaceae. Gene Ontology annotation, cellular component: nucleus; cytoplasm. The coding region runs from base 58 to 549 and encodes 163 amino acids.
UCAAAAUUUCAUCUCUUUCUGAGAGUAGAAAUUGAAGUAAAGUGUUUGAGAUCAGAAAUGGUUUGCUUGGCAUCUCGAACGGGAAGAGAUUUGCAGAGAUACAACACUUCUGGUGGCCGCCAAGUUGUGGGGUGCAUCCCUUACAGAUAUAAAGAAGAUACUGACGGCAAUGUUAGCAAUGAAUUGGAGGUACUUGUUGUUAGUUCACAAAAAGGUCAAGCAUUAAUGUUCCCUAAGGGAGGGUGGGAACUUGAUGAAUCUGUAGAAGAAGCAGCAUGCAGGGAAUCCCUUGAAGAAGCAGGAGUUAUAGGAAUCAUUGAGCAUGAAUUGGGGCAAUGGAGCUUCAUUAGCAAGAGACAUGGCACGUACUAUGAAGGGCACAUGUUUCCUUUGCUUGUCAAGGAACAACUUGACUCCUGGCCUGAGAAGGAUCUACGGAGAAGAAUAUGGAUGAAUGUUGCUGAAGCCCGAGAAGUAUGUCAGCAUUGGUGGAUGAAAGAAGCAUUAGACAUUCUUGUUAAACGCCUCUCUUUACAGAAAAAUACAUAG